Humulus lupulus (European hop) is the source of this 865-nucleotide messenger RNA. Its product is annotated as dolichol-phosphate mannose synthase subunit 2. The transcript is spliced from 4 exons. Gene Ontology annotation, cellular component: endoplasmic reticulum membrane; dolichol-phosphate-mannose synthase complex. Gene Ontology annotation, biological process: GPI anchor biosynthetic process. Gene Ontology annotation, molecular function: enzyme regulator activity. NCBI's taxonomy places the organism in Eukaryota, Viridiplantae, Streptophyta, Magnoliopsida, Rosales, Cannabaceae. The record is from RefSeq and is a predicted model, not a curated record. The coding region runs from base 363 to 605 and encodes 80 amino acids.
UGAUUAGUCCCUCCUACAAUUCGAGUCUCCAUAUUCAUAUCCCUGACCAAAAAUCUUCAUCGGCCUCUCUCGUUUAUCUUCUUCUUAACAAUCUUGUUCUGUUUGUCCGGUAUUUUCUUCAACAAUUCCUGUGUUUCCUCUUCAUAUUCUCCAGCUAAAGAUAUUGUUUCUUUCUCAAAUUCGCAGAGAAACCCUAAAUUCCCUCUCUGCCCUUACUCCAGUUGGGUCCUCCGGCCAAUUCACUUCGCCAGUUCAUUACCCUUCAUCGAUAUCAGAUUCGUGCGGAUAUUUUGGCUCCUUUGAUUUCUAGCUGUCUAAAAUCUGACCUGAGAUGAUCAUUUAACACAGUUAAGAAUAUCAGAAUGGAACUGGCAGAUAAGGCUGUUGGGGCCUUGUUAUCGUUGAUUAGUCUCUCUAUAUUCACUUAUUACACAUUUUGGGUCGUCAUCCUGCCAUUUGUAGACAGUGACCAUUUUAUACAACAGUACUUCCUGCCUCAAGAAUAUGCCAUAUUGUUACCUGUGUUUGCUGGUGUAGUGCUCCUCUGCUUCUUAUCCAUAUUCAUUGGAUUAGUGAUGCUCAAAUCCAAAAAGAAGAAAGCAUGAUAUGAUCAUUUUCCCCAUCUUUUUUCUGAUGCUGGAUCUACAGUUCAUACAUAUAUAUAUAUAUAUUUUUACCGGAAGUACAUUUUAACAUCCAAAUACGGUAAUUUUUUGUUGGUUUCUACCAUAUUUUCUUAUAGUGGUUUCAAAGGGAUAAUUGCUAUUGUGAUUUUGGUUGCAGCAGACUAGAGGAGUAAACCGCCGAGACAUUGCUCUCUCACUAUUUACUUACUGAUAAAAUAUGAUAUUGUUUGUGUACUCAA